AUGAAGGGGAUCAACCAGACAAAGUCAGUGGCCCUGUACGGAAGGACAAGGAAGCUGAGAAAGGAAAUCAAUGAACAAUUCAAACAGUUUGCAUUGAAACAAGGGAUUCCAGAAGACCUGAUUCUAUUUCUGCCUGAACGAGGUGAACACAUUGAGGCCCUGAGCCUCAUUAUACCUGGCAAAAGUUCAACAUUUAGAGAUAACACAAAACUUGGAAGUUUUAGCAACUUUGAGGAGGAUAAUGAUGGACUUCAAGAAGAUAUAAUCAGGUUUUAUGUAACCAUCGAUAAAUUAAUCUUGUCUCUAUCUUUUUCUACAGAAUCCUGCAAACUGAUCCCUGAUGCUGGUCCCUGCUUUGGUCGUGUAUCCAGAUUCUACUACAACCACACCUCGAUGACCUGUCAGAAGCUUAAUUAUGGAGGUUGUCUUGGAAACGGGAACAAUUUUAAAACGGAGCGGGAGUGUUUGCAGACCUGCCGAACUGUAGCUGCCUGCAGAUUGCCUAUAGAAGCUGGCCCAUGCAAAGCGAUUAUUAAUCUCUGGGCAUUUGACUCGGUAAUUGGUAAAUGUGCUCCCUUCCAGUACAGUGGAUGUCAAGGAAAUGGCAACAAGUUCUAUACCCAGAAGGAGUGUGAGGAGUACUGUGAUGUUGUCCCAGAAGGAGAGGAUGGGCUUCUGGAUGUUCCAAAGAAAGUAUAGCCGGAAAUAAAAGAAGAAAAACUUGAGAGCGAUGAUGGAAAUAGUCAUUAAAGUGAUGACUUAACAUGAUCCAUAAGACA
This is a messenger RNA of Carcharodon carcharias (great white shark), 779 nucleotides long. Its product is annotated as inter-alpha-trypsin inhibitor-like. NCBI's taxonomy places the organism in Eukaryota, Metazoa, Chordata, Chondrichthyes, Lamniformes, Lamnidae. The record is from RefSeq and is a predicted model, not a curated record. The coding region runs from base 1 to 699 and encodes 232 amino acids. Gene Ontology annotation, molecular function: serine-type endopeptidase inhibitor activity. Gene Ontology annotation, cellular component: plasma membrane; cell surface. The transcript is spliced from 6 exons.